GCGCACGUAUCGUUGGCUCCGCCUAGGGUUUUAGCCCCUCCCUCACCACCCCCGCCCCACCUCGCGCCGCACCCUCACAAAUCCCCUCCGCAAACCCAAUCCCCUCCCCUCCCCCCAUCCCUCCCGCCGGGCGACGAGCGGCGGCCGGCGCCCAGGGCCCGAGAUGGACAGGUACCAGAGGGUGGAGCGGCCGCGGCCCGAGUCGGCCAUCGCCGAGAACGAGAUCCGAAUCACCGCCCAGGGGCUUAUCCGCAACUAUGUCUCCUACGCCACGUCCCUCCUCCAGGACCGGAAGAUUAAAGAGAUUGUUCUGAAAGCCAUGGGACAGGCAAUCAGUAAGUCUGUUGCUGUCACAGAGAUUAUCAAGAAAAGAGUCCCGGGGUUGUACCAAGAUACUAACAUCAGCUCUGUCAGCAUAACUGAUGUCUGGGAACCUAUUGAAGAAGGCCUUGUCCCACUGGAGAUGACUCGCCAUGUUUCAAUGAUUUCAAUUACUUUGUCUCCAGUAGAUUUGGACCAAAAUUCCCCAGGGUAUCAAAGCCCGGCUUAUGUUGACCAGCCCAGGCAACAGCAGCGCCUCCAGCAGGCACCAGCACCGCUGCGUCAACCUCGCCAACAACCAUCUGAUUAUGACGACUCCUAUGUGAGGGGUCGUGGCAGAGGAAGGGGCCGUGGACGUGGUAGGGGUUGGGGUAGAGGAGGUUAUGGCGGAUAUGGAAACAACCAAGGUGGGUACAACCAAGGUGGGUACAAUCAAGGUGGAUACAAUCAAGGCGGGUACAACCAAGAUGGUGGGUACUAUGAUAAUCAAGGCGGAUACAACCAAGAUGGUGGGUACUAUGAUAAUCAAGGUGGGUAUGGCGGUGGAUAUGGCUACAACCAAGGCCGACAAGGAAACUACCAAGAAAAUGGUGGAUAUAACCGAGGACGGGGUGGCAUGCGUGGAAGAGGCAAUUGGAGUUACCGCGGGGGAUAUGAGCGCGGCAGGGGUGGCGGUGCUCCAGGUGCGAGGGGAUAUGAAGGUGGAAGGGGAUAUGACCAAGCUCCUGCUGGAAGGGGCUACGGAGGUGGAAGGGGAUAUGAAGGCGGAAGGGGAUAUGACCAAGCCCCUGCUGGAAGGGGAUACGAAGGCGGAAGGGGAUAUGACCAAGCUCCUGCUGGGAGGGGGGGAUACGAGGGCGGAAGGGGGUAUGGAAGGGCACGGGGAAGAAUGGCUCGUGGGCGAGGGUACUGAGCAAAGGCAGAAUUUCCAUGGGCUUCUGGUUCUAUUUAAGUGCAUGCUUUAUAAUAUCAGGGGAAAGGUGAGUUAUCCAAGGAUUUUCUGUUGGAAGCUGUACGUUCGUGUGGGUGUUAGUUGUUUCCCCUGAGCGCGAUGUUUGGUUGUGAGCACAAUGCUUUUCCCAAGUUUAUCCUGCAAUCAUCUUUCAAUGUUGCUGUUGGCGAGGUUUGCUGUUUUUCCCAAUGGUCGAUGAAUGCUGAGCAUGCAGCUCUAUGUUCAUGCCCGUCGUGUUAUCUGAUGGAACUGUUACCUUGUUUAUUCUAUUUGUGCAGUUCUUUGGCCAUGAUUAUCGAAACUAUUAUUUGGAUGUGAAA
Molecule: messenger RNA, 1593 nt
Organism: Aegilops tauschii subsp. strangulata
Lineage: Eukaryota; Viridiplantae; Streptophyta; Magnoliopsida; Poales; Poaceae
Molecular function (GO): RNA binding
Source: RefSeq, a predicted model, not a curated record